CUCCAGGCUCAAGGUAGGUGGCUCUUGCGCGCCAGCCAUCCGCUUGAGCUGACGGCAUGCUCGCGAAGCGCUCAUUCUCGAGCGCGUCUGGCAUCUCGAGCGCGUCUCGGUCCCGGGCUGGCACUGACCGGGACCGCAGCUCACGGCCCACAUCGGUCCACGAGUCUGAAGCGGACGCUUCUGGAUUGCGAUCUACUGGAGAGGCAUGGCAAGACGGGGAACUCGCCAAGGCACCCUCCUGGCAUGCUGAUCCUCCUGCUCCCGUCGUGCAUCAUCCUCCGAGUAUCGGCGACGAUGAGUACGGCUGCUUUCCCAGGGACUGGAAACUUUCCAACCCCCUGACGGCGGAGGAGAAGCGCGACAGCGAGGAAAGCUUCCACGAGCUCCUCAAGAGGCUCUCGAACGCCCACGACAAGGAGCUUCGCGUCACGGUGGACCAGCUGGUAGUGGAGAAGGCCGAACUCCAGUGGCAGGUCGAUGCGCUGCGAACGCAGUUGGCCAAGCAGCGCUUCGGACCGAUGGACAAAGACCAGGGGGAGGGGGCGGCCCGCGGCAGAGGGCUCGGCACCACUCCGAGGGAACGAAGGGCGACGCUGGUCACUCCGGGGGGCAGGGGGGCGACGCAGUCCUCCCCGCGGAGCAGGAGGGCGACGAUCACCGUCACCGACACGAAGGGGACGACCCGGACGUCUCUCGUCGUAGGCACCUCCCGGGGAAGUACGCCCGAGCUGGCCAGCCUCGAGGGUUUGCCGAGCAUGCCCAGCGUCCCGGACACCGACGAGGUGGUGCAUCGGAGUUCAGACGACGCCGACGUUCACAGGGAAAGCGCCAACGAGGACGAGAUGGCCGAGAACGAUGAGGAGUGCUUCCCUGCGCGGCCGGAGUACACGGUGAACCUGGCGGACAUCAUCUACAAGAGCAAGCCGAUGACCCUUGACCGGCUGACGCGCAUGCCGACACGGCAGAUGACGAAACAGCUUUCGACUUUGACGAAGAUGUCCCACCCAUUCUACAUCGCUUCUCCCCGCAGCCCGAUGCGGACGGCAUGGGAGGUCCUGGGUGCCAUCCUCAUUUGCUGGGACUUGUUAAUGAUUCCUCUGACGAUCUUCUGUUACCCAAUGAAUGGCCUGCAUUUUGCGAUGGAGUGGAUCACGCUGGUAUACUGGACCUUGCAUGUUCCGCAAACUCUCACCGUGGGCUACGAAGAUGGGCUUAAGACUGUGACAAAGGCCUCGUCUGUUCUCGUGAAGUACUUGAAGAGCUGGUUCAUCAUCGACGCGGUGGUGUUAGUGCCAGACUGGGUCAUUGUUGUGCUCAGCUUGGGAAGCAAGGAGACUCGGACCACCUCAUGCGACAGCGCCGUGGAGGGCUCGGGGGCUGUCAAGCUGCUCAGGAACUUGCGCCUUAUGCGCCUCAUGCGGCUCACCCGGAUUGCUCGGUUGCAGAAGGCGUGGCAGUUGGUGAAAGAGAGGAUCCAUUCAUUAGAACUUAUGGUCGCAGCCAAUAUACUUACAAUGCUCUUGCUCUUGCUUGUGCUCAGCCACUUUAUCAGCUGCCUCUGGUACGCGAUCAGCUACCUGAUGGAUGGCGACAAGCGUUGGCUCGUUCACUACGGAAUGGACGGGUUGGCGUGGAACUAUUUGUACGCGACUUGCUUACAUUGGUCGUUGACGCAAUUCACGCCGGCUCCAAUGGACAUUCAACCGCAGAAUUUCCCCGAACGUGUUUUCACGAUCUCGGUAGUGGUCUGCGCUUUGGUGGGCUUCUCAUACGUAGUCGGCGCAAUCACGGCCAGCCUUGCGCAACUCCGGAGUCUCAAGGAGGAGGAGUCGAAGCUGUUCUGGGACUUGCGCGUUUAUUUGAAGCGCAACCACGUAGAGCACUUGCUUUCGAUUCGCGUCCAGCGCUACCUCCAACAUGUAUGGCGCUAUCGGGCUGCUAAUAAGACCUACCAGCAAAUCAAGAUUUUGGCGAUGCUGUCAGAGCAGCUCGAAAAUGAAUUGCUGUUCCAAUUGCAUUCGAAUCACUUGACGAUCCAUCCGCUUGUCGACAGGUUGUUGAAAGUGUCGAAGGUGACUGCUUUCAGGUUGGCAAAGACAGCCGUAUCCACCAAACAGGUCGCACGACUUGACCCCAUCUUCAUACACGGUGAAAAGCCGAGCCACAUGUACGUAGUCAUCGAAGGCCAAUUCCAGUACAAACGCGUGACCUCUGAGGGCGACGUGAUUCGUGAGAUGGUAGAUAAGGGCGAAGACUGGAUUGCGGAGCCGGUGCUGUGGACGACGGAGUGGUACCAUUUGGGCGAUUGCACCGCGACCGACCAGAGCAACUUGAUGUUGGUGAGUCCGCAUCACUUCUGUAAGGAAGCGCAGCGCAACCCAACAGCCUGGGUCCUGGUCACGAACUACAGCAAAAACUUCCUGAAGUGGCUGAACUCAACCGACCUCGACGACCUGUCUGACGUUACCCAGGGCGACGAGACAGACGUUCAAAAACAGCUGGCCAAGUUCAUGGUUGUCGACGACAUCGCCAAGUACAGCACCCGAGUCCACGCAAAAGCGCCCAAAAGCCGGCCGUCGGCCACAACCAUGAUCCACAUGGCGGUCGGCAAGAUCGCCAGCCGGUAGGCGCCGCCACGUCACGGCAGCGUGCGCGAGCUGGCGCAUAUUCUAUGUCGCCUUCUUUGUCGUUGUGUUAUGUGCUUAUUUUACGGUUGGGCGAGACAGGGUGUUGCCAGUUGUUCCCCAAGCAUUCCACUUUUUUUGUAAAUCACACCCUUUUGUCCGAGCUCGUUGUGUCGGAGCUCUGGCCAGGCCCAUCCUUGGCCCUGGGCUCGUGCAUAGACCCUCAGGCCUAGUGCAUGGCCCAGCAUGGCCAGGUCUGGUCGUGUUGCUCAGUUCCCUGAUUUGAUAUUUAUCGUGCAGCCUGCGGCCGUGCGUGGGUCGUCCUUUUGACGGCCUUGGCAAUGCUUCCUUCAGCUUGCGUGGAAUGCGCUUGCGUUUAUCUUGCCGCGCCCGGCAUGCGUCUCAAUCGCUUUUUCGCGUCCGUUCCUCCGCCCUCCUUCCUCGACUCCCCCGACUUUCCCCGAUCUCCGUCCGCCCUCCCGUGCCACUGGUUCCCCCGCGUGCUUUAUGUAGCCACAGCCGUCCCGAAGGGGGCUGGGCGCCCCCCCGGAAGGGCUGCCAGUCGCCCCCCGGGAGGGGGAUGCCAGUGGAAUCAGAUCGUGUGCACUGUAGUGACCCUCGUCCGGGAUGUCGUGUGGCAGCGCCUGCCUCGACGGAGACGAACAUCCGAUCCUCACAUCUAAACACGCCCUUGCCCACGAGACGGCAAGCUCGAGGGUGUCGUGCGCCAGCUGCCUCGGGGGCUUCCCCAGGGAACGCCCUCUCGCCGCUGUCCAUGCCUUCGGCUCGCUCACCCGUGUA
This is a messenger RNA of Prorocentrum cordatum, 3425 nucleotides long. Lineage: Eukaryota; Dinophyceae; Prorocentrales; Prorocentraceae. The record is from the annotation of a GenBank genome assembly.